UGUACAGCCGGAAAACCAUUUCUCGCCGGAAAAAAAUGGGCAGUUCAGAGUGCCAUGUAGCGGUGCUAGCCUUCCCGUUCGCCACCCACGCGGCCCCUCUACUGAGCCUCGUGGAGCAGCUCUCCGCCGCCUUUCCAAGCGCACGGUUUUCUUUCUUCAACAAUCACGACUCAAACUCCGGUCUGUUCAGAGGGCGGAACCCGGGCGCCGGGAACGUGAAGGCGUACGACGUGUGGGAUGGGACUGUGGCAGGCGAGGCAUUGGUCACCCACGAGGAGUUCAUCAUGGCGAUGCCGGGUAAUUACGUGAAGGCCAUAGCGGAAGCGGAGGCGGAAACAGGGACCAAAUUUGGGUGUUUCUUGACGGAUGCGUUUCUGUGGUUCGGCGGUGACUUGGCGGCGGAAAGAGGCGGCGUUCCUUGGAUCGUUCUUUGGACCGCCGGAGCUUGCUCAAUUUCCGCUCACUUGUAUACCGAUUUUGUCCGUAGUUUAGUCGUCGCCACUCCAACCGCAAAUGGAAACGAGGACCGAAUUAUAUUCUUUUUGAGUUCGAUGGCUCAAUUGCAAUUUGGUGCGCAGUUGAGUGGUCUAUUUGACCCUGAUUCCAAAAAGAAAUAUGAUCUUUAA
Messenger RNA from Ipomoea nil (Japanese morning glory), 626 nucleotides. RefSeq names its product UDP-glycosyltransferase 78D2-like. The transcript has 4 exons. Lineage: Eukaryota; Viridiplantae; Streptophyta; Magnoliopsida; Solanales; Convolvulaceae. The coding region runs from base 36 to 626 and encodes 196 amino acids. The record is from RefSeq and is a predicted model, not a curated record.